CCCACGACGAUGCUCGCGCUCCUUUUCGGGCACCGUUUUGCGGAAAAGGGCAGCAGGGGCGUUCGACGUUGAGAAUGCCGACGAAAUCCGCGAGGAGAACGGCUGCGCCGGCGCGUCUGCCGCCGAACGCCGCGACCUGCGCCCACCGGUGGCGCGAUGGCGCUUGCUUCGUCGUCGUCUCGGGGUGGUGAUCAUUCGCCAGCCCCCGGGCCCGACGAAAGGGGGGCAUGGGAAACUACGACCGCUACCGCCCGCGGCCGAAACAACAGGAG
This is a messenger RNA of Amoebophrya sp. A120, 272 nucleotides long. NCBI's taxonomy places the organism in Eukaryota, Dinophyceae, Syndiniales, Amoebophryaceae. The record is from the annotation of a GenBank genome assembly.